Juglans microcarpa x Juglans regia is the source of this 1129-nucleotide messenger RNA. Its product is annotated as anamorsin homolog. The transcript is spliced from 8 exons. Gene Ontology annotation, cellular component: cytoplasm. The record is from RefSeq and is a predicted model, not a curated record. Gene Ontology annotation, biological process: iron-sulfur cluster assembly. NCBI's taxonomy places the organism in Eukaryota, Viridiplantae, Streptophyta, Magnoliopsida, Fagales, Juglandaceae. Gene Ontology annotation, molecular function: iron-sulfur cluster binding. The coding region runs from base 159 to 962 and encodes 267 amino acids.
GCACCGCACUCUCUCCACCCAACCACCCCGCUUUGUGAUUCGCUAUUGACAGCUCUACGCAAAAUCACGCGGAAAUUUUAAGAGGAAUCGAGAAAGUAGCCAAAGGGUUUUCGCUUCUUUAGGGUUUCUAAUUUUCGUUAGCUCCUACUUGUGAUCGCAUGGAUAACACCACAAUGCAAGGUUGUAUGCUCGCAUUUACGGAUGAUGCACGCUUGUCAAUCACUGCUAUUUAUACUGCAUAUGCUGAGCUUGGUAUUAUAGGGGCUGAACAAGGCUGUGAUCCUCAAAUUAUCACUCAAGCGUCUUCUUUGAAUCAGCUACCUGUGGAGACUUCCUCUCUAGAUUAUGUUAUUUGUAUCUGUGGAUCAGCCGAAUUUCCCAGCGAUCGGUUGUUUGAGGAAGUCUCUAGAGUGUUGAAGCCUGCUGGCACAAUCUUAAUUCAUGGCACUUCUCAGUCUGUGACAGGUGAAAUAGACAAGACAACCUCUACUCUUCAGCGCAAGUUACUUUUGGUGGGGUUCUUAGAAGUAGAAUUUCUUGAAGAAAAAUCAAUGGUCAAGGCUAAGAAGCCUUCGUGGAAGAUUGGUUCCUCAUUUGCCAUCAAGAAGGCCACACAAAGUUCACCUAAAGUCCAGAUCGAUGAUGAUUUGGACCUGAUAGAUGAAGAUAGCCUAUUAAGUGAAGAAGACUUGAAGAAACCACAAAUACCACUGGUUGAUGAUUGUGAAGUUGGAAGCACGAGGAAAGCUUGCAAAAACUGCACGUGUGGGAGGGCUGAAGUAGAGGAAAAAGUACAGAUACAACCGACUGUGGAGCAAAUCAAUAUUCCUCAAUCAGCUUGUGGCAGUUGUGGACUAGGGGAUGCUUUUCGGUGCAGUACAUGCCCUUACAAGGGUCUUCCGCCAUUCAAACUGGGCGAGAAGGUAUCACUAUCUGGGAACUUCCUUGCAGCAGACAUAUAAAGAUGACAAGGUUCAUGUUCCUGGCAGUGGUUCUAUCAUUCUUUAACUGCCCAAAAACUCUAGAUGUUGAGAUUCUGUCUCUUGUUUGGUUUUGAACUUUUGGAUGGUUUAAGUCCAGAGUAGACAAAUACACUUUAAACCAAAUUAAGUACCUGUGGUUUAGGUAA